UCUCUCUCUCCCUCUCUCACACUUCAUAUAUUUCUUAGCUCUAUAAAUAUCACUUCACCCAUACCAUAACUACUUCCAUUCAAUUUCCUCGAUCCAGCUCCAAGAAGAAGAAUAAAAAAGAAAAAGAAAUGGAAAUUGUGAAGGAGGAGAGCGAUGGGAGCAUAUGGGAAGGGUAUGUGGACUGGCGGAAGAGGGCGGCGGUCCGAGGCCGACACGGUGGGAUGAUGGCAGCUGGAUUCGUGUUAGGAGUUGAAGUGCUGGAGAAUUUGGCGUUUCUGGCAAAUGCUAGUAACUUGGUGAUGUAUUUGAGGAAGUAUAUGGAAUUUUCACCGGCGAAAUCGGCGAACCAUGUUACAACUUUUAUGGGCACUGCCUUUCUUCUUGCACUCCUUGGUGGCUUCUUAUCCGAUGCCUUUUUCACAACUUAUUACGUCUUCCUUUUCUCCUCUCUCCUUGAGUUUCUGGGGUUGGUGAUGCUGACAGUGCAAGCGAAGGUGAGUUCAUCAUGCGAGGAGGGGAACUCGAAGGGGUGCAAGGAAGUUGGGGGGAGAGAGGCGGCGGUGCUGUUCAUAGGGCUGUACUUGGUGGCGCUCGGGGUGGGCGGCAUAAAGGGGUCGUUGCCAGCGCACGGGGCGGAGCAGUUCGACGAAGGCAGCCCACAAGGGAGGAAGAGGAGGUCAAGUUUCUUCAACUACUUUGUGUUCAGUCUCUCAUGUGGAGCCCUUAUUGCAGUCACUUUCGUGGUUUGGGUUGAAGACAACUUGGGGUGGCAAUGGGGAUUUGGAAUCUCGACUAUCAGCAUUUUUCUAUCCAUUCCUUUGUUCCUUGCUGGUUCCCCUUUUUACCGUAACAAAAUCCCCACUGGUAGCCCCCUCACCACAAUUCUCAAGGUAUUAGUAGCAGCAGCAUUGAACCGUGGGAGCAGCAACAAACCAGCAACAAACGCAGUGGCAAGCUUAGCAAGAAGCCCAUCCACCUCAACCGCAAAGCAGCUGAUUAACAAGGAGCUAACACAAAACAAUACAACUAAUCCAACCCAAAGCCUCAAAUUCUUAAACAAAGCAGUACAAAACCCACCUUUCCACCCAUCACUAAAAUGCACAACUCAACAACUAGAAGACGUAAAAAUAGUCUUAAAAGUCCUCCCCAUCUUCGCUUGCACCAUAAUCCUCAACUCAUGCUUAGCUCAACUCUCCACUUUCUCCAUUGAACAAGCCUCCACAAUGAACACCAAAAUCUCCUCCCUCAAAGUCCCCCCAGCCUCUCUCCCAAUCUUCCCUGUUCUCUUCAUCAUUCUCCUCGCCCCGCUCUACGACCACCUCAUCAUCCCCUUCGCUCGAACCCUCACCCGCACCGAGGCCGGAAUCACCCACCUCCAACGCAUCGGUGUUGGCCUCCUUCUCUCCGUUCUCGCCAUGGCUGUUGCCGCCCUCGUCGAGACCAAGCGUAAGGCCGUGGCUGGUGCCCACCCAGAUGCUCAUCCGCUGCCCAUAACGUUUCUUUGGAUUGCAUUUCAGUACUUGUUUUUGGGGUCUGCAGAUUUGUUUACCUUGGCGGGUUUGUUGGAGUUUUUCUUCACGGAGGCUCCUGCUACAAUGCGGUCUUUGGCUACGGCUCUAUCUUGGGCUUCCUUGGCUGUUGGGUAUUAUCUAAGCUCCGUCAUUGUAUCGGUUGUGAACCGUGUGACUGCCAAAGCUUCCCACACGCCUUGGCUAUCUGGCCAUAAUAUCAAUCACUAUCGUCUUUCUAACUUCUAUUGGCUCAUGUGUGCGCUUAGUGGCUUCAAUUUCUUGCACUACCUUUUUUGGGCUCUCAAGUAUAAAUAUCGAUCCACCCAAGGGAACAAAUGAUAUCUAAAUUUUACUGGUUUUAUAAACAUAUGUUAUUCUACCGUAUCAAUAUACCUUAGUGUUCAAGUAUAUAUAAUAUAUCUAUGCUUUCUUUC
Molecule: messenger RNA, 1945 nt
Organism: Benincasa hispida (wax gourd)
Lineage: Eukaryota; Viridiplantae; Streptophyta; Magnoliopsida; Cucurbitales; Cucurbitaceae
Product: protein NRT1/ PTR FAMILY 4.6-like
Biological process (GO): transmembrane transport
Cellular component (GO): membrane
Molecular function (GO): transmembrane transporter activity
Source: RefSeq, a predicted model, not a curated record